Messenger RNA from Saccoglossus kowalevskii, 845 nucleotides. Its product is annotated as ankyrin repeat and SOCS box protein 13-like. Gene Ontology annotation, molecular function: protein binding. NCBI's taxonomy places the organism in Eukaryota, Metazoa, Hemichordata, Enteropneusta, Harrimaniidae. Gene Ontology annotation, biological process: intracellular signal transduction; positive regulation of protein catabolic process; protein ubiquitination. The record is from RefSeq and is a predicted model, not a curated record.
AUGCACCAUGCUGCAGCUAACGGCGAGAUAUUGGGAUUACACAAACUGAUUGAGAAAGGCGACUCUGUGAAUAUUUCAACUAUUGAUGGAGUUACGCCUUUACAUGAAGCAUGCCUGCAAGGAAGACUAAAUUGUGUGCGCAAGCUUGUUAAUGCUGGUGCUAGGGUGAAUGCUAGGAACAUAGACGGUGCUACACCACUGUGUGAUGCCUGUGUUAAAGGCAAUGUUGAUGUUGUAAAGUUUUUGUUGCAGAAUGGCGCUGAUGUCAACCCAACAUUAUUGUCUGCAACACCACUUCAUGAGGCUGCAAUGCGAGGUAAAACAGAUUUGCAUAAUUGGGAAUGUGUACAAAUCUUGAUAGAAGCUGGUGCAUCAUUAGAAGCACAGGACUGUCAUUACGGGACACCGUUACACGUGGCAUGUUUCAAGCAAUCCACAGAGUGUGUUAAUGUCCUUCUCAAAGCAGGUGCUGUUGUGAAUGCUAGAAAAAUACUGGAGACUCCUCUCCAUGUGGCAGCAAAGUACAGUCAUAUAGAGAUUAUCAAAGUAUUGGUAGAUUUUGGCGCUGACUUGUACAUACGAGACAAUCAGGACAAUAGACCUGUGCACUAUGCAAAAUAUCAAGCAAAAGAACUCCUACAAUUCCAUGAAAGCAAUGCUUGGCCAUUGUUACAUCUUUGUCGGUGUACCAUAAGAUCCAAUGUUGGCAUAUCAAGACUCAAAUUUAUAAAAAACUUAAAAUUGCCGGAAUUGUUACUAGGCUACCUCCUUUUUGAAUAAUGAGACGAUUAGAGCAAUGAGAUGAUUAGAGCGAUGAGACGAUUAGAGCAAUGAGAUGAUUAGAG